Platichthys flesus (European flounder) is the source of this 6721-nucleotide messenger RNA. RefSeq names its product exostosin glycosyltransferase 1b (gene ext1b). Gene Ontology annotation, molecular function: glycosyltransferase activity. Bases 912 to 3134 code for a protein of 740 amino acids. Gene Ontology annotation, cellular component: membrane. NCBI's taxonomy places the organism in Eukaryota, Metazoa, Chordata, Actinopteri, Pleuronectiformes, Pleuronectidae. The record is from RefSeq and is a predicted model, not a curated record. The transcript has 11 exons.
GUCGCGUCAGCUGCCGUCGUGUCGGGAUUGGAAUGCGAGCGACCAACAAUCGGAACAACUGAGCGCUCAGUGAUCGGACGCCUCGAUCCAGGAAUCCCGUCGCUUUCUUUCUCUCCACCGAGCGGGCUUCUCCUCACGGAUUCCUCCCGAGCGCGACCUCCGCGCCCGCGUCCCUCCUCCUCCUCCUCCACCACCGGGCAACUCGGCGCGGCUGCGUGGCUCACAACCGGCCGCGGAGGCUUUUUCCCCGUCAACGUGCGCGGAGGUUGUGAGGGAACCAGGGAACAGAGAGGAAUAUGCAGGGAUUCGUCCGGUUACACUUGCGCCGCUGAGCCGCUCCUGCCUUUCGCCUCCGCCCAGCCACGGGACCAUGGAGCGAUAGAAGAGCGGGGGAACCGGACGAAUUCACCCUGAGGAUCCGAGCCCGGCGGCGGCCACGGCUACACAAACCGACGGGGGCUUCUUGAGUACCUUUCCGUCUGGGAGAGCCUCGGGGACCCCGGCCGCUGUUCAUCUCCGAGGAGGAGUUUCCCCGGACAGUUUCCCAUGUGCACACCCGCUCUCCCCUCGCACGCAGGCGGGCUGAAUGAGGCUGAGGACCGAGCCGCUGCUUAUGAUUCUGAUCCGAGCGGGUCCGGGCACCGCCGAGCCGUUUAGGUGCACCCCAGCCCCGCCGCAGGCUCCCAGCGACAUGGUGCAACUCCACCGAAGAGGGAGGAAGGGGCAACACUUUUAAUAAAUCGCCCACAUGCACUGGAUCACUUGCCGGAUUUGGGAACCGAAUACGCAGAAGGGGGGUUGGGGAUCCGUGGAGGCUGCCGGAGGAUGGAGCGGUGCAGCCGGGGUUGGUGAGCGCCUGACUUCGGGCCACUUUACAUUUCUUCUUCCUAAACGACCCGCUCCCAGGACACAUGCAGGCCAAAAAACGCUACCUGAUCCUGCUCUCCGCCGGCGCAUGUCUGGGGCUUCUCUUCUACCUCGGAGGGAUUCAACUUCCAGCGGCGAGCAGGAGCCGGCAUGACCGCAGCCGGAAUGGAUACCGGCCCGACCAGCCCUGGCCCCACUUCUCUGACCCCUUACACCCGUUCCUGCCCUGGGAUCAGCCGGACACCGAGGAGUACAACGUGCACAUAUCUCCCAACCAGAAGAGGGACGUCAACACCAGUGUUUACAAGGGCAAGCGGUGCCGCAUGGACUCCUGCUUCGACUUCUCCCAGUGCCAGAGGAAGGGAUUCAAAGUUUACGUUUACCCGCAGCAGAAGGGCGAGAAGAUCUCCGAGAGUUAUCAGAAUAUUUUAUCUGCUAUCGAGGGCUCGAGGUUCUACACGUCGGACCCCGGCCAGGCGUGUCUGUUCGUCCUGAGCCUGGACACUCUGGACCGGGACCAGCUGUCCCCGCAAUACGUCCACAACCUGAAGACCAAGGUGCAGAACCUGCCCCUGUGGAACGACGGCAGGAACCACCUCAUAUUUAACUUGUACUCGGGGACGUGGCCGGACUACACGGAAGACCUGGGCUUUGACAUCGGCCAGGCCAUGUUGGCCAAGGCCAGCAUCAGCACCGAGAACUUCAGGCGCAACUUCGACGUGUCGAUCCCCCUCUUCUCCAAGGAGCACCCGCGCACCGGCGGGGAGAGGGGCUUCCUCAAGUACAACUCCAUCCCGCCUUUCAGAAAGUACAUGCUGGUGUUCAAGGGGAAGCGCUACCUGACGGGUAUCGGCUCGGACACCAGGAAUGCCUUGUAUCACGUCCACAACGCGGAGGACGUGGUGCUGCUCACCACCUGCAAGCAUGGCAAGGACUGGCAGAAGCACAAGGACGCGCGCUGCGACAGGGACAACGCGGAGUAUGACAAGUACGACUACAAGGAAAUGCUACACAACUCCACCUUCUGUUUGGUUCCCCGUGGCAGACGAUUGGGCUCCUUUCGCUUCCUUGAGGCGCUGCAGGCCGCGUGUGUGCCCGUGAUGCUGAGUAACGGCUGGGAGCUUCCUUUCUCCGAGAUCAUCGACUGGAACACAGCAGCGGUCAUCGGCGACGAGCGGCUCCUGCUGCAGAUUCCGACCACGGUGCGCUCCAUCCACCAGGACAAGAUCCUGUCCCUCAGACAGCAGACGCAGUUCCUGUGGGAGGCCUACUUCUCCUCUGUGGAGAAGAUAGUGCUGACCACGCUGGAGAUCAUCCAGGACCGGGUGCUGGAGCACGGCUCCAGGAGCAGCCUGAUGUGGAACAGUCACCCUGGGGGGCUGUUUGCCCUGCCGCAGUACUCUGGGUACCUGGGAGACUUCCCUUUCUACUACGCCACACUGGGAAUCAAACCGUACCCCAAGUUCACAGCGGUCAUCCACGCCGUCUCCCCACUGGUGUCCCAGUCCCAGCCCAUACUCAAGCUCCUGGCAGCUGUGGCCAAGUCCCAGUAUUGUGCACAGAUCAUCGUCCUGUGGAACUGUGACAAGCCGCUCCCCGCCAAGCAGCGCUGGCCCGCCACCUCAGUGCCCGUCAUCGUCAUCGAGGGCGAGAAUAAGGUGAUGAGCAGCCGCUUCUUGCCCUAUGAGACCAUAGGGACCGACGCAGUCCUCAGCCUGGAUGAAGACACAGUGUUGUCCACCACAGAGGUGGACUUUGCCUUCACUGUGUGGCAGAGCUUCCCCGAGCGGAUCGUGGGUUACCCUGCACGCAGCCACUUCUGGGACGGCAACAAGGAGCGCUGGGGCUACACGUCCAAAUGGACCAACGACUACUCCAUGGUGCUGACCGGGGCGGCCAUCUACCACCGGUAUUAUCACCAUCUGUACACCAGCUACUUGCCCACCAGUCUGAAGAGCAUGGUGGACCAGCUGGCGAACUGUGAGGACAUCCUGAUGAACUUCCUGGUCUCUGCCGUCACCAAGCUGCCGCCCAUCAAGGUCACCCAGAAGAAGCAGUACAAGGAGACCAUGAUGGGACAGUCCUCCAGGGCGUCUCGCUGGGCCGACCCGGACCACUUCGCCCAGCGGCAGACCUGCAUGAACAAGUUCGCCAGCUGGUUUGGCGCCAUGCCGCUGGUCCACUCCCAGAUGAGACUGGACCCCGUCCUGUUCAAGGACCAGGUCUCCAUCCUGCGCAAGAAAUACAGGGACAUCGAGCGGCUCUGACAGGACCGGCGCCCCCUGGGGGGAGACCCCACGCAGGGGGAGGCGCGAGAGACUGACUCGGUGGAGGGUAGAAGCAGUCGGACUCUAGCGGGAUGGGCGGCGAGCGACUCGGCUCUAUCGUCCAAUCAGCACGCUCCCAAUGAGGCCGGGCUCUGACUCGGAAAAGGACGAACAGGAAAACAAGCAGAUGGUGUUUGGGGAUUUGAAAAAAAACAAACAAACAAAACAAAAAACACCCAAACGCAGACUGACAAAGAGGAAGUACACAAAGCGAUGGACAAGCCAAACUGUGCUGUAUGUUUUCACACACACACACACACACACACACACACACACACACACUACUGACGACGACAACCAACUGAAUAGAGUAUUUUUUUUGUACGACAUGAACAAGGGCGACAUUGACUCUCCCGCUCUUUCGGCACAUGUACAGGACGGUAGAAGAGGGAAGGCGUUCACCAUCGCAAAACAACCCCCCCCCUACUGGUCACCCCUAGCCCCCCCUCCCCUGGUCACCUGCAUCAACAUAUAUAAUGGACUCGCUAUCAAUUCCCCUGGUUUCUCGCCUGGGAUACCCUGUUCUUCACUUGAUUUAAUGUCAUUGGUCCCCCCCCCCCCCCUCAGAGGUUUUGAAUCAUCAGUUUAUUCAUUUCGAGGCAGAGAACGUUUCCUCUCUGGUCUUCACAGCCGCUCUCUUCUGAUAUUCUGAUUCUCGGCUGUCGACACACGUCCUCGGGCCUCGAGUCUGAAACACAUCCCGUCUGUCUUAUCUGCAGCUCGGGCCUUGAUCUGAUGAUACGGCUUUUUUAUAAUCCAUCCAUCUGCCGCUCUGCUAUCGCUCAGAUAAGUGGGGGGGGGGGAAACAUCUCGUUUCAUAUCCUCUCGGACUCGUACCCGUGGCACUUGUACUUUUCUUAUCUGUUGUUUUUUUUUGUGUCCGCUUUCAUCAUCUUUUAUUUCCCCCCCCCCCCCCUUCAAACUCUGUAGUUUCAAUCUUCUCUCUGUGCAUACGUAUGUGUGUGAGUGAAUGUGUGUGUGUCUGUGUGCGUGUGUGUUUACACUGAGCCUUGAGAAGUUGACUCAUCCAACCAUAAGCUCCGGCGGAGGGAACAUUUUCCCUGCGUUGGAAUGAGGGAAGUGAGCGUUUCUGGAUGAAAUGGAGCAGAACACCGACCUGCUGCCGGAGAAGCAACAUGUCCGCCCGGCGCCGGCUCCUCAGUGUUUCACCGGAGCAGCGCUGGUAGAGAGAUUCUUAACGCUGAGCGCAUCAGUGCCAUUCUGACGUCCGGGGUCUGCCUUGUAAAAUUGUUUAUUGCACAUCACGUCGCCCACAAUCCGAGGCCUGGGCACUCUCCUGGUUAAACAUUCUAGUCCACCCCCCCGCCUGGUCGUGACAUAUCAGAGCAGCUCGGAGCCAUUAAAUUGACAAAAGGUUUUCUCCUCCAUUUGUCAGACAGAGAUAUGUCCGGGCUUCAAUUAGGUAAAGCUCUUUCAUUUGGAGGGCUGCUCUAUUCCCCGGAGGACGAGCUGUUGAUGAAACACUCUGAACAACACGGAAGCCAUCGUGUUGUGAAAGCAGCGACCCGCGAAUACGACCUCGUGCUUAAUGCUAGCCUCGGGAGGACGGCUUGUUGUUUUUUAAAUUCCCUCCCUCCCUCUCCUCUCCUCCUCCUAAAACACUCUUCAAUUCAUCGGUGCUUUCCUCUUUAUUUAUAAGCGUCGCUUGCAUUUCAUCGUCAAACCGCCCCGGACAUUUCUUGCACCUUAGACGACCUCGGCGAUAUCGGAUCAGAUCAAAAGUCCUCUACGUUUUUUAAUUGAACAUUUUGAAGAGAGAGAGAGAGAGAGAGCGAGAGAGAGAGAGAGAGGCUGCUCCGUGUGGUCACGGCUUCUAGUGGCCUUUUUUCUGUGAGGCCGACAUUCAGCAUCGAACGUCUCAGCCAAAGCUUUUAACCAGCGUGUCCACCGGGGACGCUCGUCCACAUCGUCCACAUCACAGUCACCGAUUCAACAAGAGCGUUUUUUUAUUUUGGAUUUCUUUAUGUCCAAUGUGUCAUCAAGCCUUUGCAGUGUUAACCGAGGUUACGCUUGUUUCUUUUUUUUGUCCAAAUACUGUCACAGGUCCACAUAUCACAUCACAUGUUUGUAUUUACAUGUUUCCUUGUUUUUUUCGUGCCAGCAGAGAUUUAUCAUCUGUUUUUAAGUUUCCGAUCAUCUUCACGAUCCGAUUCGGCAUCUGGUCCCGAUUUCAGCUCCACGGAACCAGAUUGUUUGAAUCCAUAUCGAGCCUUUUUAAUGUCUGAUUGUUGAAUCACUGUUGUUGAUCAUCUCAAAAGAACCACAUCCCCCCAGCUUUGCAAAAUUAAAACACACACACAGAAACGCACACAGACACGCAUACACUAUCCAUUUCAAAUCGCCGCGACUCUCAGCACUGUACAUAGACAUAUUUAUUUUUUGAAAGAAAGAAAAAGAAAAAGACUGUACGAUAUGAGACGCCCGUGGAGAGAACCUACGACUGAUCCUGCAUUGCUGAGGGGAGUUACUGGUAUUUAUUCAUUUUUGUUUGCGUCACGCUGCGCACGUGAAUCCACACAGAUGCCGACACACAACUCAUGCAUUGGUUUUUCCAGGGGGAAACAUAGACAACCCCCCCUCCCGCCCCACACACACACACACACACACACCGAGUCGCAGGAUCGAGGAGUUCUAACUCCCGAAAAGAUUUGCACACGCCAGUGAUCUAGAAUUGGAAUCGGCCCCGAACCAUCUUGGCUCUCCCCGGGAGUCAAAUUGCAAAGUCCCAAUAAAGACUACGCCAACUGAAACAUGGGAAAUAAUAAGCAGCUGGGUCCCCUUCACCAGAUGGAAACAUUUUUAGACUCUGCUCUAACAUCUUCCCCCCCCCCCCCAUGCUUCACAAUAAUGGGUCUGGGGCUGUGACACAGUCGUAUUUAAAUUGCCUCUUUCACAGCUUGAGUCUCAGUUCAGAUAACUUGGCAACAGAGACUGUCCCAUCUUUUCCGGUGGUGUGCUGCACAGAGCAUCACCAAGUAGAGGGAGUUGGCUGCGGAGGGGGGGGGGGGUUAUUGUUCUCCAGCGCCGACGCAGGUUCAACCCCCCCAAAAAAAACGUCCCUCGCUGUCGUGUGUGUGUUUCCAGUGACGGCUGCAUCUGCUCUGGAAACCAGCGAGUUCUUGAUUUGUGCCUUUUUCAAUCAACAUUUGAGUUCUGGACGUUGCAGGGGUCCCCGGGGCGGCCCCGCCUUCAUACACUGGAUGAGACUCGGCUUCCAUUCUCUGAUUAUAGACACCCCCCCCCCCCUCCCUUUUCAUCUCUGUGUUUUGGACACUGUUGCAGAGGCGACCACGCAUGACCACUUCCCACUGGGGAUUAUUUAUCAGUGAUUGGCUGCGUCACGUCAGCAGUAAUAUCUGUUGACCUGCGCGGACUGUCCCGAUGCCUUCUCCUCCCUCCUACCUUGUAAUUAACAGAAGACUUUUAUAGAGGUCACAAAUGAAAUAGAUAAAAUGCCAAUUUUGUAAGAAUGAUUUAUAAAAAAAUAAACUCAUAUUUGAUGAUAA